This is a messenger RNA of Pungitius pungitius (ninespine stickleback), 1237 nucleotides long. RefSeq names its product dysbindin domain containing 1 (gene dbndd1). Lineage: Eukaryota; Metazoa; Chordata; Actinopteri; Perciformes; Gasterosteidae. The coding region runs from base 380 to 850 and encodes 156 amino acids. Gene Ontology annotation, biological process: negative regulation of protein kinase activity. The record is from RefSeq and is a predicted model, not a curated record. Gene Ontology annotation, cellular component: cytoplasm. The transcript is spliced from 4 exons.
CUCUCUCUGGGUUCUGUACAUACCAAGCCAAGCCUCACAAUGCUGCAUUUACUAAAACAAGGGGCAUGGACAUUUGCAGGGAUGCUGCUGCCUCUGUGUAGUGGACUCGGUCUGUGAGGCAGUGCAGCACUCAGAGCGGUGCAGGUGGACUGAGAGAGAGGCAAAACUACCGUCACCUGUUUGGGAAAUCUAGAACAACGAAGGACAAAAAAAGAAGGAGGAGUCUUUAGAGAGCGGUGGUCUCGCUGUGUAAACCCACCCACCCCACCCUAUUCCCUCUCUCACGUGCACACACUCAGACACACUCUCCUCCGUGCCUUUCCUCUCCUCCACUCCUCGAUGCUGGUGUGGUGAACAGCUAGACACUCGGCUGGGCUGCAUGGAGGCUCAGGGAGGGGCAGAGAGCCCAGAGCCCAAUAAAGACACCCAGAAGCUGCUGAAGCCGUCCGGCUCAGGUGACCUAUCCAAGGAGUUGUUUCACUGGGCAGCAGGGGAGGAGGAGGAGGGUGUCCUCUCAGGGCACACUGCCAGCCUGCUGCACAUCACCGAAAAGAGACAGCCACUGAGUAGUGUGUCCUCUCUGGAGGUGCACUUUGACCUCCUGGAUCUGACCGAGCUGACUGACAUGUCGGACCAGGAACUGGCUGAAGUUUUUGCAGACUCUGAUGAGGACAUCCACAACGAGUCCCCAGCAGGUUCCCAUCAUCCUAUGCUGCCCAGAGCUGGGUACGUGCGCUCCCCCUCUUGGACACGGUGCAGCAAAGUUGAGCCGCCGCGAGAGCGAAAGCACCACAGUGACUCGGACACCGCAGAGCCCUUAACGAAGCUGGAGAGGGCAAAGAAGAUGUGAUGUGUGAUGCGAAGCAGUCCGGAGAUUCCAGAGCCAGACGCACACAGCCAGAGCGGAACAACACAAAGCGGACCAAGAGGCCCCCCAUCUGCCACUGUGCACCCACGUCACCAUGGUGCUGUUGAGUUCAGGAUGAACUCUGGACAGCUAGGUCUGUAUUUCAACUAAAGGUGUUGAGAUGUACAAUACACGCGCUCUCUUCCUCUCUAUCUCUUGCUGUCUGUCUCUCUCACAUGCAAACAAACACAAUUAUUGUGAUUUGCAUGUAAGGAGUUGUUAAUGCACUAUAGGCUGCCAAAUGAUUUUGAGCUUGGUUGGGAAUGACAGGGUUAUGACGUCAGCAGAAUUACAUCACCUCCAUUUGUACAGCCUCUCAGGGGUGGGGGG